Messenger RNA from Bombina bombina (fire-bellied toad), 2491 nucleotides. Its product is annotated as cytochrome P450 2G1. NCBI's taxonomy places the organism in Eukaryota, Metazoa, Chordata, Amphibia, Anura, Bombinatoridae. The transcript is spliced from 9 exons. Bases 87 to 1562 code for a protein of 491 amino acids. Gene Ontology annotation, biological process: xenobiotic metabolic process. The record is from RefSeq and is a predicted model, not a curated record. Gene Ontology annotation, molecular function: iron ion binding; heme binding; oxidoreductase activity, acting on paired donors, with incorporation or reduction of molecular oxygen, reduced flavin or flavoprotein as one donor, and incorporation of one atom of oxygen. Gene Ontology annotation, cellular component: intracellular membrane-bounded organelle; cytoplasm.
UCUGCAAAAAGCCUGGUCAUUGAUAACUGCUUUCUAUACAAUAACAUAUAGUGUCUGUCCUUGGUUAUCCACAGUUUGCCUUAGCUAUGGAACUGACUGGCUUUUUGCUGCUCUUUCUAUUAUCUGUCCUCCUGAUACUUCUGGCUCAGAGGUUCUUUAGUAAACAAGGAAAUCUUCCACCAGGUCCUACCCCACUCCCUCUGCUGGGAAACCUGCUGCAACUAAAAAGCAGAGAGAUACACACAGUCAUGUUACAGCUCAGCAAAAAGUAUGGCCCUGUAUAUACUUUGUACAUAGGCCCUUUCCCUUCAGUGGUUCUCUGUGGCUACAAAGCUGUGAAGGAGGCUUUGGUGGACCAAGGGGAGCAAUUCAGUGGCCGAGCUAUACUGCCCGUAGUGGAUCUAACCAGCCAACAAUAUGGUAUAGCUUUUAGUAAUGGUGAGCGGUGGAAAGAGCUGCGACGCUUCUCGUUGACCACCCUACGUAAUUUUGGGAUGGGAAAGAGGAGCAUUGAGGAGAGAAUUCAGGAGGAGAUUCACUACUUAUUGGAUGCAUUUCAUGAAACACAAGGGUCACUAUUCAGUCCGGCUUUCUUUAUCCGACGCUCAGUUUCUAACGUUAUUUGUUCUGUGAUCUUUGGAAAGAGAUUUGAAUAUACAGAUCAGAAGUUACAAAAGCUACUAGACCUGAUGUCAGAAAAUCUACGUCGUGUGGACAAUGUCUGGGUUCAGCUGUACAAUUUCUUCCCAUUUAUUCUGAACCUACUCCCUGGGCCUCAUCACAAGCUGGCAGAAAAUUACCAGGAGCAAAUGCAAUAUGUUGAAGAGAUUGUAAAAGAGCAUGAAGCCACACUAGACCCAUCAUCCCCCAGAGAUUAUAUUGAUGCUUUCCUCAUAAAAAUGCAGCAGGAAAGCAAGAAUCCGCAAAGUGAAUAUUCCAAACAAAAUCUUUUCUCAGCUGCUCUGGAUAUAUUUUUUGCAGGGCAGGAAUCCACUAGCAGUACUUUGGGAUAUGGACUGCUAAUCCUUAUGAAGUACCCUCAUAUUAAAGAAAAGGUCCAGGCUGAAAUAGAAACUGUUAUCGGAAGGUCUCGAAGACCUUGCAUGGAGGACCGAGCCAAGAUGCCUUAUACAGAAGCUGUUCUUCAUGAGAUCAUGAGGUUUAUUGACUUCCUACCUAUCGGAGCCCCCCGUUCAGUGACAGAUGAUACUAAGUUCAGAGAAUACACCAUACCAAAGGGAACCACUGUCUUUGCACUUCUCCAUUCUGUGCUCUAUGAUCCAUCUCUGUUUGAAAACCCUGAUGUGUUUGAUCCUCAACAUUUCUUAGAUCAGAAUGGUUCUUUCAAGAAGAGUGAGGGCUUUAUGGCAUUCUCUGCAGGUAAACGGAUCUGUCCUGGGGAGGCCCUAGCUCGUAUGGAGCUGUUCCUGUUCUUUACCUCAAUCUUACAGAAGUUUGACCUUGAUCCUUUCGGCACCCCUGAAGAUAUUGACCUUUCUCCAGAAUAUAGCGGGUUUGGGAAAAUGGCUCCCUCUUAUAAACUGAAGCUUAUUGCAUAUUAAAUAGUGCAUCUCUAUGUGUUUAAAAUCAGCAGUAUUCAAAGUUCUGUGAGGGAAUCGGCAUACUACCUCAAAUGUCUAAUGACAUGUCUAAUCUUUUUCCUUUACUUGGUUAAAACAUGCAGAACAGAGAGAGCUCACUGCCUGUCAAAUAGUACAGAAUACAUAAGCCAGUCACUGAGUGCCACCUCAUGUGUAUACGCCACUAUAAUGAAGUUAUCUUGCAUUCUAUUGAAAUGAUAUUAAAGGACCAGUUCACACUAGAGCUGCAAAUGCUUAGCUGCAUUAGCACAGUCUUACAAAUUAAAAUCAAUGUAUAAACAAUAAACUUAGCAAUAUAAAAAGUUUUUUUUUUUUUACUUUUUAGUUUGUAUUUUACCUAUUAAUCUCAAUGCCACUGGAACUCCCAGUUAAAAGGGCUGGACAACAAAGAUCUAUUAUCACGCCCCCUGACCAAUUAAAUAUAGCUAUUUUAAUCUAUGCAAAUGUUAUGAGUGUGUAUGCAAUGUGAUGAGCUUCACCUGCAUGUAUCCUAAAUAAAAAUGUAUUUGGUAUUUAUACCCUUUAUGUGUUACAGUAGAGUAGCAAAGGGUUAAAUGGAGAGUGAUUUGACCUACGUAAAACAUUCUGCUCAUAAAGCAGAGCGGCAGGAAGCCUUAAGAAAGAAAGCCGUCAGGGGAUCAAACCCAGAUCAGAGCACUCACUAAUUAUCUUGACGACGGGUGUGCUGCUAAAUAUGCAGAGCUACAAAUGUUGGCAGUUGAUUCCAUUCUGUGGCAGGAGGGGUACGAUGAGCAUGUGAUUUAGUAACAUGUAUAACCUCUCUGACCCCCAAGCCUGUAAAUUACUGGGAAUUGUACUUUACAGCAGAGCUCCGUCUCAUUAAAAUGUCACUGUUAUCCCAGCAAGAAAAUAAACUGUUUACAGUUGAA